Molecule: messenger RNA, 1863 nt
Organism: Panicum hallii
Lineage: Eukaryota; Viridiplantae; Streptophyta; Magnoliopsida; Poales; Poaceae
Product: dnaJ homolog subfamily B member 4
Exons: 3
Coding region: 606-1637 (343 amino acids)
Cellular component (GO): cytosol
Molecular function (GO): protein-folding chaperone binding
Source: RefSeq, a predicted model, not a curated record
CUCCCUGUCGUCUACGUCCCUUCCGCCCGCUCCCUUCGCCUCCCAAUAUCUCCUCCCCCUGUCUCCUUCCCCCGGCCAUCUACGGCACCGGAUUUCGUUGCCGCCUUGCCUUGACCCCUUCCCGGAACAUCCAUUCCCCGCUUCUUUAUUCCAAGCUGCUGCCUUCGUGGCUCCGAGCGCACCGUGGUCUGUUUCUUGGUUUGAUUCCCCCGGAUUGGAGCCGGAGCACGGCGAAAGGUGGCGUCUUGGUGAGACGCGGCCCCGCCGAGUUGGUUGCCGCUGGCGGUGGUCGUGGUGCGGCUGGGAGUGCGUGGCGAGGCGGCGGUGAAGUCUUCCUCUGACUGACCCUGCCGGGGGAGUGGUGGGAAAGCGGGGUCAAAGGAGGCAGCUUUAUUCCCCUUGCUUGUCCCCAACUCGCAUUUUGGCGCCUCGUUUGUGAUCCCACGCGGUUCUCGGGGAAUUUUGAUUGGAUUUCUGGUGGGAUCGGCGCGGAGGCGGUGGCGGCGCUUGGCGUGGAUCCAGGAAGGUUUUGACUGCGUUGGGAGGAGGUGGCGGUGCUGUUGCGGUUCUUCUUCUUGCUGUUGUUCUUGGCAUGAGCGUGGGAGAUGGGGACGGAUUACUACAAUGUGCUCAAGGUGAACCGGAACGCGACGGAGGAGGACCUCAAGAAAUCGUACCGCCGGCUGGCCAUGAAGUGGCACCCGGACAAGAACCCCGGCGACGCCAAGAAGGAGGCCGAGGCCAAAUUUAAGAAGAUCUCCGAGGCCUACGAGGUUUUGAGUGAUCCCCAGAAGAGAGCAAUAUAUGACCAAUAUGGCGAGGAGGGUCUGAAGGCCUCUGCAGAGGGUGGUGGUUCCUCAUCCAUGAAUGGGUCUGCCAACCAACGUUUCAAUCCUCGCAAUGCUGAAGAUGUCUUUGCUGAGUUCUUUGGCAGCAGCAAGCCUUUCGAGAAUAUGGGGCGCGCUAAGUCAAUGAGGUUCCAGACAGAAGGCGCUGGCACUUUCGGUGGGUUUGGUGGAAACGAGAACAAGUUCAGAUCAUACAAUGAUUCAACCGGCACGAGUUCAAAUCAGGCUCGGAAGCCACCGCCUGUGGAAACCAAACUGACAUGCACACUUGAAGAGCUGUAUGCAGGUUCAACGCGCAAGAUGAAGAUAUCCAGGAAUGUUGUGAAGCCGAAUGGGCAAAUAGGGACUGAAUCUGAAAUUUUGACAAUUGAUAUAAAGCCUGGUUGGAAGAAGGGAACCAAGAUCACAUUCCCAGACAAGGGAAAUGAGAAUCCAAACCAGCUCCCUGCCGAUCUCGUCUUUGUCAUCGAUGAGAAGCCCCAUGAUCUGUACACAAGAGAAGGCAACGAUCUCCUAGUCCACCGGAAGAUCGCCUUGGUGGAUGCAUUGGCAGGAACCACAGUCAAUCUGAAGACCCUCGACGGGCGUGACCUGGUGAUUAAGCUCACAGAUGUGGUGACACCAGGGUAUGAGCUUGUGAUUGCGAAGGAGGGGAUGCCUAUUGUCAAGGAAAACGGGAGAAGAGGCAACCUGCGGAUCAAGUUCGAUGUCGAUUUCCCUAAGAGGUUAUCGUCAGAGCAGCGGCACAACAUUAGGAAGGUUCUUGGAGGUCAAGCUCAGCAGCAGUGAACACACGUCAAAACAAAACCGAUCACCUGUCCCAUAGUCCCGGCGGCGGGAGUGCAGACUAAUUCAGAUGUUCUUUUUCUUCAGCUGGCCUGUAUGUUUAGUUCAUUUUCCUUUGGGGUUAUUUUCUGAUCUUCUCCUUUAUUGGGAAAAUAGGAUAUUGAAGACCACAUGUGUAAUAUAAAAGUCAAGUCUUUGUGCCUUCAUUUACAGAUUCCAGCGUUAUGCU